UUCAUUUUGACGUGGUCGAUCAGACAACUCUCGAACCGAUUGUUGCAUUUCCAAUUGAGACGAUCAAAGACAGGGUACACAGUACAAGGUGUCAUCAUGCCGUUGUUUGUCAUUCACAAUGAUCAGUGCAGGAUUGCGUAAUAUUUCGUCACAUUAAAGAUCUGCGUUCGUAUUUUAUUCCCCAAAAAGUUUAAAAAGUUUCCACCGGUGUCAAAUGGCUUGGCUCGGCACAAUCGCAAACAACGUGCUGCGAAACGUCUUCUCGGACGCACCGCCUUACGUAGUUCUGGAGGUCCGUCCGGAGAAUUACAGCGAUCGGCACAUACACUCGCGCGAGGAUGGGAUUGUGCUCUACGGUGCUUCCGGAAGCAAGAGUCUGGAUAAAUUCGAGAUCGUGCUGCACAGACCCUGCACCGAGACUUUGCACCAAGCGUACAGUCUCUUCAGAUCUGCAACUCUGGAAGGAGCGGCGUCACGAUUUACAAUAUACAAAGACAAAGUUCCCGUGCUUGUCCAGUUGUCACGCGAGAUGUGUAAUACUGCAAAAAUUCAAAAACUUUGCGACACCCUGGUGGAACAUCCGACAUGGACUCUGGCACACUUGGCAGCUUAUUUCGCUCUUCACGACGCGUUUUCGCACGCCGUUGUCAACAGCCAGCUCAACAGCGGCGAUCUCGAAACUGGAAUCUCACCUUUGCAAGUUGCUAUACAGACCAACAACUUGCGUACCGUUGAAAUGCUAAUAGCAGCAAAGAGCUCGUUGGAACAUUUGGAUCACGACGCGAACACCGUUUAUCAUUACGCGGCUACGUCUACCAAAGAGAUUAUUCUCGCUCUGGGCUCGGGUCUUCCAAACAGUCUGAACAGUCGCAACAGCAACGGUCACACUCCCAUUCACGUCGCUUGCCUCAACGACAAACCCGAGUGUGUCAAAGCUCUUCUUUUGAUAGGCGCCGACGUAAACAUAUCCGCUUCCGAAGGCCAGCCCUCAAGUCCUGGCUACGUCGGUGAUUUUUUGCACAACAAGCCGAACGUGCUUCACGCCGAGGACAUGAAAUUCGGCGGCACGCCGUUACACUGGUCGCGCAGCCGCGAGGUAAUCACCGCACUGAUCGAGACCAACUGUGACAUAGACGCGCUCAACUUCAACGGGCGUACAGCGCUGCACGUGAUGGUGAUGCGCAAACGGCUGCAGUGCGUGGUCGCGUUACUCAGCCACAUGGCGUCCGUCAACAUCGCCGACAACGACGGCAACACGCCGUUGCAUCUGGCUGUUGAGACGGAGACACCGGCGAUCGUCCAGACGCUCGUCGGUUUCGGCGCCGAUGUGGACGCGCGCAACUGGAAGUCCGAGACGGCCAGACACAAGGCGAAUGUCAAUACCACCGACGGCAACAAGAUAAUCUACAUACUCCAUGCGGUGGGCGCGCAGAGAUGUCCGCCCGAAAUGACGGGCUGUCAUCAGGGUUGCAAGCACAACGAGACCUUUACCGGCAUCGCGCCGUCAGAGCCGCUGCAUCAUGUGUCGCGUUCUAUUAUCGAUCAUAUGCUACACACGUCCGGCAUGGAGAAGAUGGCCGAGCCCGGAAAUAGAAAGCGAUUAAAGGGCGGUAGAUUGUUGUGUCUCGACGGCGGCGGUAUUCGCGGACUGGUGCUCAUACAAACGCUGUUGGAGAUUGAAUUGAUACUGGGCAAGCCCGUGGUGCAUUGCUUUGACUGGAUCGCAGGCACGUCCACUGGCGGUAUUCUGGCGCUCGGUCUAGCCGCCGGCAAAUCUUUGCGCGAGUGUCAAGCGCUUUAUUUUCGCAUCAAAGAGGACGCCUUCGUGGGUUCGCGACCGUACAACAGCGAGGGUCUGGAAAAGGUGCUAAAGGAGUGUCUCGGCUCGUAUACCGUCAUGGCGGAUAUCGAGAAGCCACACAUAAUGAUCACGGGUGUGCUCGCCGAUCGCAAACCCGUGGAUCUUCAUUUGUUCCGUAACUACAAAUCGCCUCAUUCCCUGUUGAACGUGCCAGAGAACCCGAUGUUCAAGCCGACGUUAUUGCCGCAAGAGCAACUGCUCUGGAAAGCAGCGAGGGCGACCGGCGCGGCUCCGUCUUACUUUCGAGCGUUCGGUCGCUUCCUGGACGGCGGUCUGAUCGCCAACAAUCCCACCUUGGACGCGAUGACGGAGAUUCACGAGUACAAUUUGGCACUGAAGGCAUUGAAACGCGAGGAGGAGAUGACGCCGCUGUCGCUGGUGGUUUCUCUCGGCACGGGACUAAUACCGACCACGAUUACGUUGAACGAGAUCGAUGUUUUUCGGCCGGAUAGUCUCUGGGGCACCGCCAAGCUCGCGUUCGGUCUUUCGGCGCUGGGCACGUUACUGGUCGACCAAGCGACGGCUUGCGACGGUCGCGUGGUUGAUCGCGCGCGAUCCUGGUGCUCGAUGAUAGGCGUGCCGUAUUACAGGUUCAAUCCGCAGCUCUCGACGGACGUCGCCAUGGACGAGAAGAGCGACGAGAUUCUCGCCGACAUGAUCUGGACCGCGAAGGCGUUUAUGCACGCGAAUCGGGAUCAGGUGAAGGAACUCGCUGCCAUUAUUAACCGCGACUCCGCUUCGGAUAACGAUUAGAGAAAUACCAUCACCUCAUCUCAAGGGAUCAAGAAGAACUGGUUCUACAGAAAUAUAUAUAUCGCACACACAUUCACACACGUCCGGUAUAUCGACGUUUGUUAUCGCUGACUCGAUUAAAAACAAAUAAUGCAAUUAGCUUAGCAAUUAGCUCGUCGCUUAGGACGCGCAUAUUAGAACUAUUAUUACUUCAAUGUUACUUGCCGUCGUUGUCUCGACGAAUGUGAUAUUAUAAGUUUUUUUCUCUCACGGUGCAAAUCGCUCCCGUACGUACGUCGCGCGUACAUACUCGUGCGAUUAUUACUCAUUAAGAUAUUUUUUGUAGUUGUACUCGAGGAAACUUGUUUCCCUAGUCAUUGAGAAUCUCUUUUUGUCAGUUGUCAUGUUUGCAGUGUUUUUAUAUAACAUGUACAUUUAUUGUUCAAGUUUUUGUUCUCUAAUAUAUCUUGCUAUUUUUUUUUUUUUUUUUUUUUUUUUUUUGUACAACCGCAAAUAUGUAAACAAUUGUAAAUGUGAAGUGACAAUUUGAAGGCAUUGACAAUAUAGAUCUAACAUAUAUAUAUUUAGUCACAAAGUUUACAGAGAUAAAUAAAUAAUAAUAAUA
Messenger RNA from Pseudomyrmex gracilis, 3218 nucleotides. RefSeq names its product 85/88 kDa calcium-independent phospholipase A2 (gene iPLA2-VIA). Gene Ontology annotation, biological process: lipid metabolic process; positive regulation of ceramide biosynthetic process. Gene Ontology annotation, molecular function: protein binding. Bases 215 to 2614 code for a protein of 799 amino acids. Gene Ontology annotation, cellular component: mitochondrion. The transcript is spliced from 3 exons. The record is from RefSeq and is a predicted model, not a curated record. Lineage: Eukaryota; Metazoa; Arthropoda; Insecta; Hymenoptera; Formicidae.